Molecule: messenger RNA, 991 nt
Organism: Vollenhovia emeryi
Lineage: Eukaryota; Metazoa; Arthropoda; Insecta; Hymenoptera; Formicidae
Product: ATP-binding cassette sub-family G member 1-like
Exons: 5
Coding region: 91-801 (236 amino acids)
Cellular component (GO): plasma membrane
Molecular function (GO): ABC-type transporter activity
Source: RefSeq, a predicted model, not a curated record
GAUUGCGUACAUAAACGCUGAACAACCGCUAGUUCCAAUUUUUCAUUCGAAAAGCGAGUUUGAGCUCGAAAAAAGAAUUCCAAAAAUCUCAUGGUUCUAUCAGUUCAAAACACUAGUAAGAAGAAUGAUACUGCAGCUUUAUCGAAACAAAUUCCUAAGCAAGUCCAAAUAAUGAAACGGGAACACUUCAAUAAAUGGUACAAAUUGAGCGCGUAUUAUUGGGCUUUAACAGCAGUCAAUAUACCUUGGCAGAUAUUUUUUACAUCUUUAUACCUUUCAAUGGUCUACUGGAUCACAGGGCAGCCCCUGGAGUUGCAUAGAAUUCUCAUGUUUUUCAGUACUUGCUUCAUGUGUGCCUUCAUUGCGGAAAGCAUAGGGCAUAACAUUGCCAGUAUAUUUAAUAUUACGAACGCUACAUUCUUCGGACCCGCACUAUGUUGUCCCUUAAUGCUACUUGCGGUACAAGAUUUCGGCGAAUCAAUCGCUCCUCGAUCAAUCUGGCGGUCGAUUCUAAUGUAUAUAACUUACUUCCGGUACGGGCUGGAAGCUCUCACGGUGACUACGUACGGUUACGGUAGACAGAGACUACCUUGCCCGGUGGAAGAAACAUACUGUCAUUUCAGUUCACCCAAACAAAUCAUGCGAAUCAUAGGUAUGGAGAAUCCUCCCAAUUUCUGGAUAGACAUAUCUGCUCUUUUCAUCAUUUUAUUUAUUUCUAAAGGGUUCGCAUAUUAUUUCCUGAGGCAAAGAGUACAACCAAACAAAAUUUUCCAGAUGUUCCAGUUAAAGAAAUUUCUUUAAGAACAAUUUCAAUAUGUGAUUCUUAGUAUAAUUUAUUUUCCCAUCAUGAUGUGUCAACAUUAUACGCGUCGCUCGAUGCUCUCUAAGUAAACAAACGAGUGCCGUAAACUAUUUGCAGCGAAAGUACAUAAUUAUUAUUAUAUCGAACGUAAUAGUCAUUAUAACUAAAAUAAAAAAGAACGAAAAUAAA